Lepus europaeus (European hare) is the source of this 1542-nucleotide messenger RNA. RefSeq names its product vomeronasal type-1 receptor 4-like. NCBI's taxonomy places the organism in Eukaryota, Metazoa, Chordata, Mammalia, Lagomorpha, Leporidae. Gene Ontology annotation, biological process: G protein-coupled receptor signaling pathway. The transcript has 3 exons. Gene Ontology annotation, cellular component: membrane. The record is from RefSeq and is a predicted model, not a curated record. Gene Ontology annotation, molecular function: pheromone receptor activity.
AUGACUUGGAGUGACAUCAUCCAUAGAAUGAUCUUCCUCUCCCUCACUGGACCUGGAGUUUUGUAGAAUGUCCUUGUGCUUGUGAGAUAUGUAUGUACAUUAGUCAUGGGUCCUGAGAAAAAACCCAUAAACCUGAUCCUCAUCCACUUGGCUGUUUCAAACAUACUCAUUAUUUGCACCACAGGGAUCAGAGUCAUAACCGUAGUCAUUUAUUUCAGUAACUUCCUAGGUGACAUUGGUUGCAAAGCUGUGUUGUACUUGAACAGGGUGGCUCGGAGCCUCUCCAUCUGUACCACCUGCCUCCUCAGUAUAGUCCAGGCUGUCACCAUCAGUCCCAGCAACACCUGGUGGAGAAAGCUCAAACCACACAGUGCCUGGCAGCUUCUUUCCUACCUCCUCCUCUUCUGGGUCUUUAGUCUUCUCAUAAGCUCUAACCUGCUCCGCUACAUCACAGCAGUCAACAGCGUGAACGGGUCUGGAGUCAGAAUGUAUGCUGAAUAUUGCUACAUGCUGCCAGCUGGGCGAAUAGUCAGGUGGCUUUUCCUCUCCCUCAUGGCCCUUCGGGACCUCACCUUUCAGAGUGCCAUGGGCUGGAGCAGUGGGCACAUGGCUCUCUGUCUGUACAAACAUCACAAGCGUGUCCUCUACCUCCAGAGCUCCAGGACUGCAAAACAUCCCAGCCUUGAGGUCAGAGCUACUCAGAGCACUCUGGUUCUCAUGACCUGUUUCCUCUUCUCUUAUUGGACAGAUUUCAUUUUCUCUUUCUACAUAGGGUCCACCUUGACAGGGAUUUUCACUAUAUCAAAUAUUAAAAUACUUCUAGAAGUCGGUUAUGCCAGUCUCAGUCCCUUUGUGCUGAUCAGCAGGGAUGCUCAUGAACCGCUCGCGGCGGGAGCGCCCAAUCCUUUACACCUUUCUCUUUCUACCGCCUCCACGGAGGCACAGGUCGCCGUGACUCGCAUUCCGCUGUCCCAGAACGCUGGCACCACCCGAGUCCCCAGCCAAAUAUCCUCAGGUGCGCUCAGUGUCCCGGGCCGGGUGUCAACUGGCCCGCGGGAAGCCGGCCUAGCUGGGGCUUUGGUCCCCACAGUAGCCAGCGGCUGGAGGCGCCGAGCGCGCUCCCAGGACCGGAACGAAAUCGGACGCGUCCUGGUUGGGGAGCGGGCAGAACUCAGCCGCUGCCUGGGGUGUCGAGCCCGGGGGAACAGGAGUGCUCUUGGGUCCAGGGAUCCCCUUGAGUGGGAGUUACCAAAGCCGGGCUUCCGUCCCGCCCGGGAACGCGCUGGGAACGCCGGGCGCCCGCCGCAGGGACGGGAGAGCGGGGCCUUUUCUCCUGCGCAGCCAUCCGGGGCCGGGGGACCGGGACCCGCUCCCUCCCUGCGCCCCCGCCCAUGGGACCUUAGGGUGGGGCACACCUGGGUAAAACACGGAAAACAGGCCGGGUGCGUUUCCGCGGUUCUGCGCGUCUUUACGCAAGGUGUGGAGAAUGUGGGCAUCGAUCCCACCACCUCUCGCAUGCUAAGCGAGCGCUCUACCACCUGA